This is a messenger RNA of Pundamilia nyererei, 2865 nucleotides long. RefSeq names its product disintegrin and metalloproteinase domain-containing protein 28-like. The record is from RefSeq and is a predicted model, not a curated record. The transcript is spliced from 18 exons. Gene Ontology annotation, cellular component: plasma membrane. NCBI's taxonomy places the organism in Eukaryota, Metazoa, Chordata, Actinopteri, Cichliformes, Cichlidae. Gene Ontology annotation, molecular function: metalloendopeptidase activity. Bases 34 to 1821 code for a protein of 595 amino acids. Gene Ontology annotation, biological process: proteolysis.
UCUGCUCUGUCACACUCAGUUUGCACUUGGACAAUGACACGAAACCUCCUAUUGUGGGUCCUCAUCCUAUAUGCCUCUCUCGAGCUCUCCGGAAGCCAUGGUCCUGAAUUUGAGGAGGGAAAGCACUAUGAGGUGGUUCGACCGGUCAGACUUCACACAAUCAGAAAAAGACACACAGAGUACCACAGACCAGACACUCUUACGUAUGCAAUGACUGUGGGCGGACAAGACAUAGAAAUGCAACUUGAAAGAAAUAAUGAAUUACUUACCAAAGAUUACACUGAGUCUUACUACCAAGAAGAUGGGACUCGAGUCACCACAGUACCGAAUGACAUUGAUCACUGCUUCUAUCAUGGGAGGAUUGUGAACGACAGUGAGUCAUCUGUUAGCAUCAGUACCUGUGAUGGACUCAGUGUGGUGUUUCAGUAUGUGAAGAUGAACAGGGAUCAAAAGAAGAUGAGACAGAGAAUAUUUGAGAUUGUCAACUUUGUCAACAUGGUCUACAAACCUCUGAGGACCUUUAUUGCUCUGGUGGGGUUGGAGAUAUGGACGAAUGGUGACCUGAUCUCUGUGACCCCCCCAGCAGGAGCAAACCUGGAUGCUUUCAUGAAGUGGAGAAACUCUGAGCUGGUGACGAGGAUAAAACAUGACAAUGCACAUCUUAUAAGUGGUAUCGACUUUGAAGGACCAACUGUGGGUCUUGCUUUCAUCGGGACUCUCUGUUCUGGUCACUCUGUCGGCGUAGUACAGGAUCACAGUGAUGCAGCCAUAGCAGUGGGAGCAACACUGUCUCAUGAGAUGGGCCACAACCUGGGCAUGGACCACGAUGACUCCAGUGGUUGUUUAUGUUCUGACGAUAGCUGCAUCAUGGCAGCAGCCCUCAGGAGCACGACCUGUCCGGAGGAUGUGUUUGCUGUGAAUGGGCUCCCAUGUGAUGGAGGCCAAGGGUACUGCUACAACGGUCAGUGUCCACAGAGACCUAAGCAGUGUGUCAAGAUGUAUGGAUCAGGUGCUAAGGAGGCCAAACAAGGAUGCUAUAACUACAACACCAGAGGAGUCUACUAUGGCUUCUGCAAACGCCCCUCAAAUAAUCAGUUCAUCCCCUGUCAGCAAGAAGAUGUUCUUUGUGGAAAGCUCUUCUGUGAAGGCGGUAAUGACAACCCAAACUAUGGCCGGAUGGUCGCCAUCGGCACAUGCAAGGCAGCGUUCUUCUCAGACACCACCGGUGACCAAGGCCUGGUGGAAACGGGGACUAAAUGUGGAGAUGGAAAGGUGUGCAGCCAGAAUCAGUGUGUGGAUCUGCAGACAGCAUACAGAAACACCAACUGUUCAGCAAAAUGCCCAGGCCAUGCUGUGUGCAACCACAAAAGUGAGUGCCAGUGCGAGCCUGGGUGGACGCUUCCUAACUGUGACUCAGUGGACACAGCUUUUAGUGGUACUGGAAAAACUAUUGUCAUUGCAGUCACGGUUACACUACUAGUCCUAGGCAUCAUUGCUGCCAUCGCAGGAAUCAUCUGGAAAAAGCAACAAAGUCCCAUCCUGCCAACUGGAACAAAUCAGAGGAAGCAGAUAGCUGUGCAGAACCCGGCUUACCACAGCAAACAGCCUCCACCCAGUUACCCUGGAUCAGGCCAACAGGCUGGCAGACCAAAGCGUGAAGGACCUCCACCUCCACCACCUGCAGCUGGGACCAAACCUAAACCAGUCAUUCAGAUCCACAGAACUGCACCAGCUCCACCAGGGAACAAACCCACACCACCCAUUUCAAACUACACAGCUGCACGGCAGGCUCUGAGGCCAGUUCCUCCACCAAAGGUCUGAUGUCUGCGUGGUGCCAUCUCUUAGCAGCUCUUAUUGCUCUCAGUAGGAGGCUGCCGUCACCGCUUUCUCAGUGCUGAAGCAACAUUUCUACAAUGACUCACAGAUUGCACGAGGAGCAGGCCAGACUCUGAUUGUUACUAGCAUGCCAUCCGCUGAUGUCGUCAUCGCUUUAUAUUUUCUAAGGCACUUUUUCAUACUGCAGGGUUAGAGAUACAGACAAGUAUCUCUACUAGUGUUCGUAUCUCUAACAAGGCAAGUGCAAGUACAGCACAGGCAUCCCUGACUCUGAAUGUGACUUAUAACUCUUUUUAUCACAGUAAUGGCACAGAAUAUGAGUGUGUGUGCAUGACCUAAUGAAAAUGUUAUAACAGAAUUCAGAAUUUGUUACAGUUUCAUAUUUCAUUUGUGUUUUUAAAAUCCUUAUAAAUUUCGCUGACUUUGACGUGACAGUCAAAAAUCGGAGUGCGAUGCUCUGUUGCACCCUACAGUGCUCUGCUUUAAAGUGAAUGCACUCAGAGAACUCAAAGACUGCACUUACCCCACCAGCUGAACAUUAUGAAGCACCUUAAGAGUCUGGUUUUUUUAAAUAUUUUAAACCAUGCUUUCUCUUAUGACACUGUAAAAAUUUGAGUUGUAUUUAUAGUUUUAUCUAAAUGUACAUAUUUAUCUACUUUGUUUACAAAAUCAGACUUCUGCAUGAGUAGAGAAAGAACAAAAGCAAUGAGCUUCUUAUUGGUGCCUUUUUUGAAGCUGGACCACUAAGCGUGUAUACAAGAUUAGGUCUCACAUGCAAGUGGUAAGACACAUAUCAUUUGCCACACCAUUAAAAUGAGCGACUGUGAUGUUUUUUAAUGUUGACGUUGUAUAAUUCUUCUUAAUUCUUAUAUUGAAACAUUUUGUUUUACAUUUAUUUGCAUUAUGGUUGUUUCCCAAUAUUUUUUUUACUAUAAUAUUGUCCUGCUGUAUACUUUGUCCUAUGCACUUACUUUGUAAAGCGGGACCAUGCUGUACAAUGAUUAAAUAAAAGUGAUUAAGUGACUAACA